Messenger RNA from Nematolebias whitei (Rio pearlfish), 9081 nucleotides. RefSeq names its product CUB and sushi domain-containing protein 3. NCBI's taxonomy places the organism in Eukaryota, Metazoa, Chordata, Actinopteri, Cyprinodontiformes, Rivulidae. The transcript is spliced from 59 exons. The coding region runs from base 102 to 8894 and encodes 2930 amino acids. The record is from RefSeq and is a predicted model, not a curated record.
CCCUCCCUUCAUCCAUCCCUCCGACAGACAGAACCCGACCCCCCCUCCAAAAAAAAAAAAAAAAAAAAGCCCAGGCUGUUCAAGCUGCUGCCGAGAGCGCGAUGGAGAGGAUUUUAUCACGCAGGGACGGACGCCACGACGGAUGCGUGGAGCUGCGGGACGCUUUCAACAGGAGAUGCGUUCAAUGCGGGCGCGGGGACUCGGCGCGCGGCGGCACGAUGCGGAUCAGGACGGGGAUGGUUUUCUGGAAUCUCUUCUUUUCACUGAUGCUCACUUGUGUGAAAGGUUUUAUCCACACGUGUGGAGGCACAUUAAAAGGGAGGAACGGGACAAUAGAAAGCCCCGGGUUUCCUUACGGAUAUCCAAAUGGAGCGAACUGUACCUGGGUGAUUGUUGCUGAGGAGGGGAACAGGAUUCAUAUAGUUUUUCAAUCGUUCGCUGUGGAGGAGGAAUAUGACUUUUUAUCUUUGUACGACGGGCAUCCACACCCGGCUAACUUCAGGACGAGGUUAACAGGAUUCACCAUCCCUCCGCCUGUUACCAGUUCUGGCUCCAUUUUUUCGUUGAGGCUUACCAGUGAUUUUGCAGUAAGCGCUCACGGAUUUAAGGUAGCUUAUGAAGAGCUGAGAAGUAGCUCGUGUGGAAACCCAGGAGUUCCUCCUAAAGGCAUCCUGAAUGGGACCCAGUUCAACAUCGGUGACAAGAUCCGCUAUCGGUGCGUCACCGGCUACGUCCUGGAUGGACAUUCACUCCUCACCUGUGUGACCACUGCAGCUGGGGUGUCAGUGUGGGAUUUCCCGGUGCCAAUCUGCAGAGUUGUGUUGACAGGAAUGAAUAUUCCAGCACCAAUCAUCAGCAACAAAAACUGGCUGCGGCUGCAUUUUGUAACGGAGAGCAACCACCGCCACAAAGGCUUCAGGGCUCAGUAUCAAGUGAAAAGCUCUGGAGAGCUUAAAUCCAGAGGCGUAAAAUUAUUACCAGGAAAGGACAACACUAACAAACUGUCUUUAAUGAAUGAAGGGGGGGUCAAACAGGUGUCUAACUACUGUCCUGACCCGGGGGAGCCGGAGAACGGCAAACGGAUCGGUUCUGACUUCAGCAUCGGAGCAACUGCUCAAUUUACCUGCGAUGAGGACCAUGUGCUGCAAGGUUCCAAAACGAUUAUCUGCCAACGCGUAGCCGAAGUCUUCGCAGCUUGGAGCGACCACAGGCCCGUCUGCAAGGUGAAAACGUGUGGGUCAAACCUGCAGGGACCAUCGGGGACGUUUAUGUCGCCAAACUUCCCCAUCCAGUAUGAGAGUAACUCCCAGUGUGUGUGGAUCAUCACAGCCAGUGACCCCAACAAGACUCGCUCUAUAGCGGUUUUUAAAACGUUUGGGCAUAACGAGUGCCCCGACCCCGGCAUACCUUUGAACGGCCGGCGCUUUGGGGACAAUUUCCAGUUGGGCAGCUCCAUCUCUGUGGUCUGUGAGGAAGGCUUCAUCAAGACACAAGGAGCCGACACCAUCGCAUGCCAUCUAGAAGAGGCGAAGGUGAUGUGGAGCGGACUCAUUCCCAAAUGUGAAGCUCCUUGUGGGGGGCACUACUCAGGGCCAUCUGGUGUCAUUCUCUCCCCGGGGUGGCCAGGCUACUACAAGGACUCCCUGAGUUGUGAGUGGGUCAUUGAGGCUGAGCUGGGACGCUCCAUCAAGAUUAGCUUUGACAGAUUUCAAACAGAGCUCAGUUAUGAUUUCCUGGAAGUGCACGACGGCCCGAACCUGCUCUCGCCUCUGAUUGGUUCAUUUAAUGGCACUCAGGUGCCUCAGUUCCUGUUCAGCAGCAGCAACUUCCUGUAUCUGCUGUUCACCACUGACAACAGUCGCUCAAAUAGUGGCUUCAAGAUCUUCUAUGAAGUGGUCACAUUGGACACAUAUUCCUGCAUGGAUCCUGGUAUCCCGGUGAACGGUGUGCGGUUGAACCAUGACCUGUCCAUUGGCUCCACGGUGUCCUUCCAGUGCGACCCAGGAUACAGACUGAGCCACGACGAGCCUCUGGUUUGUGAAAAGAACCACUUCUGGAGUCAUCCCCUGCCUACAUGUGAUGCAUCAUGUGGUGGGGAUAUCCAAGGACCAUCUGGGAUCAUCUUGUCACCAGGCUUCCCAGAGCUGUAUCCAAACUCUUUAAAUUGUACCUGGACUGUUGAAGUCAACCAUGGGAAAGGUGUCCAGUUCACUUUUCACUCCUUCCACCUGGAGGACCAUCACGACUACCUCCUGAUAACAGAAAAUGGCAGCUUUGCUCAGCCCCUGGCUCGACUCACUGGCUCGGAGAGACCGGCACCGGUUAACGCCGGCCUGUACGGCAACUUCAAGGCCCAGCUGCGCUUCAUUUCUGACUUCUCCAUAUCUCUACAGGGGUUCAACAUCUCCUUCUCGGAGUACAAUCUGGAGCCCUGUGAGGAUCCUGGAACGCCUCGGUUUGGCUGGCACACAGGCUCCAGGUUUGGCAUCGGCGAUUCGCUGCUGUUCUACUGCAACACGGGCUACCGCCUCCAGGGGGCGAGGGAGAUUGUGUGCUUGGGGGGUGGCCGCCGCAUGUGGAGUGCCCCUCUGCCAAGGUGUGUGGCGGAGUGUGGAUCCACAGUCUCGAACAAUGAGGGAGUGCUUUUGUCUCCAAACUACCCGAUGAACUAUGACAACAGCCAUGAAUGUGUGUACAGCAUACAGGUCCAAACGGGCAAAGGCAUCAACAUCACGGCCAGCACCUUUCAACUUGCACAAGGUGACAUCAUCAAGCUUUAUGAUGGUAAGGAUGGAGCAGCUCCCCUCCUCGGCACUUAUACAGGCACAAUGAUGCAAGGCCUGUCCCUUACCAGCACUUCCAACUAUUUGUGGCUUGAAUUCUACUCGGACCACGAGUCGACGGCAGUGGGGUUCCGCCUCAUGUACCACAGUUUCGAGCUGUCUCACUGUGAUGAUCCAGGGGUCCCUCAGUUUGGCUUCAAAAUCAGCGACCAGGGACACUUUGCAGGAAGUUCCAUCACGUUCGGCUGUGAACAAGGUUACACUCUGCACGGGAGCGCCUUACUUAAGUGCAUGACUGGGGAAAGAAGAGCCUGGGACAACAACCUCCCCUCAUGUAUCGCGGAAUGUGGCAGCAGUUUUAAGGGUCAGUCCACAGGCCGGAUCCUUUCUCCGGGGUAUCCCUUUCCCUAUGAUAACAACUUGAGGUGCACCUGGACUAUUGAGGUCAACUCUGGCAACAUCGUCAGUCUGCAGUUUCUUGCCUUCGACACCGAGGCAUCUCAUGACAUUUUGAAGGUGUGGGACGGGCCUCCUGAAAACGAGAUGUCUCUGAAGGAGGUCAGCGGUUCGCUGCUGCCGGAGGGAAUCCAUUCCACCCUCAACAUCGUCACCAUUCAGUUCGAAACAGACUUUUACAUCACCAAGUCUGGGUUUGCCAUCGACUUCUCCAGUUCUCUUGCAACAGCCUGCAGAGAUCCAGGUAUCCCCAUGAACGGCAGUCGCAACGGAGAGGGGCGGGAGCCCGGCGACUCCGUGACCUUCUCUUGUGAUCCGGGUUACGAGUUGCAGGGAGAGAGCAAGAUCACCUGCAUUCAAGUGGAAAACAGAUACUACUGGCAGCCCAGCCCUCCAAGUUGCAUCGCUCCAUGUGGAGGGAAUGUCACUGGGUCGUCUGGAUUCAUCCUAUCUCCCAACUACCCACACCCCUACCCGCACAGCAAAGACUGCGACUGGCUCAUUACAGUUCACUCUGACUAUGUCAUUUCCCUGGCUUUCAUCAGCUUCAGCAUCGAGCCCAACUAUGAUUUCUUGUACAUCUAUGACGGACCCGACAGCAGCGCCCAUCUGAUUGGCAGCUUCCAAGACAGUAAACUUCCCGAGAAGAUCGAGAGCACUUCUAACUUCAUGUACUUGGCAUUUCGUAGUGAUGGCUCUGUGAGCUACACUGGCGUGCAUUUGGAAUACAAAGCAAAACUGCGGGAGGCCUGUUUUGAUCCCGGGAAUGUAAUGAACGGCACUAGAAUGGGCACGGACUACAAGCUGGGAUCUAUGGUGACAUUUCAUUGCGAGGCGGGCUACCUGCUGCAGGGCCAUUCUACCCUGACAUGUGUCAUGGGCAACAGCAAGAGACCUGAAUGGGACCGAGCCAAACCCAGUUGUCAAGCUCCGUGUGGAGGUCACUUUACGGGUUCAGAGGGAACCGUUUUGUCCCCGAACUACCCACAUAAUUACAGCAGAGGUCAGAGCUGCAUCUAUGACAUCUUUGUUCCUGGAGACUUUGUGCUCUUCGGUCAGUUUGUCGUGUUCCAGACUCUGCCCAGCGAUGUGGUUGAGAUCUACGAUGGAGCCUCAGCAGACUCUGUCCUCCUCUCAUCAAUAUAUGGAUCCCACUCAGUUCCCUGUGGUGGGGUGCUGACUGAGCGCCGCGGUACAAUCCUUUCUCCUGGAUACCCAGAAACGUACUCCAACUAUCUGAAUUGUGCUUGGAGAAUCUCUGUCCCUGAAGGAGCCGGCAUACAAAUACAAGUUGUGACCUUCGCCACAGAACACAACUGGGAUUCUCUGGACUUUUUUGAUGGGGUUGAUGCCAAUGCUCCAAGGCUUGGUAGCUACUCAGGUACAACGAUCCCCCAGCUGUUAAACAGUACAUCCAACAACCUGUACUUGACCUUCCAGUCUGACAUCAGUGUGUCUGCUGCUGGUUUCCACUUGGAGUACACAGCAAUAGGUUUGGAUUCGUGCCCAGAGCCGGUGCCACCCAGUAACGGUCACAAAGUGGGGGAUCGCUACACCGUGGGUGACAUGGUUUCCUUCCAGUGCGAUCAAGGAUUUUCUUUGCAGGGCAAUGCAUAUAUUACCUGCAUGCCUGGCCCCGUCAGGAGAUGGAAUUACCCCGUACCUCUGUGUAUAGCUCAGUGUGGAGGUUCUAUGACAGACUUCAGUGGUAUCAUCCUCAGCCCUGGCUUUCCAGGGAAUUACCGGAGCAGCCUGGACUGCACCUGGAGAGUUCAACUCCCUGUUGGCUUUGGGAUCCAUCUGCAGUUUCUGAACUUCUCCACAGAGCCCGUUCAUGACUAUUUGGAGGUGCGCAGUGGGACCCUGGAGACAGGAACAGUGAUUGAUCGGUUCAGCGGCCCUUUGGUACCCAAUUCUCUCUUCAGCACCACCCACGAGACCACUCUCUUCUUCCACAGUGACUAUUCCCAGAACAAGCCUGGUUUCCACAUUGUCUACCAGGCAUAUGAGCUGCAGAGGUGUCCUGACCCACGUCCAUUUCGUAACGGCAUCGUGAUUGGUCAGGACUACAGCGUGGGGAUGACCAUUUCAUUCGAGUGCCUGCCAGGUUACACUCUUCUGGGAGAGCCAUCUCUCACAUGUUUACAUGGAGUCAGCAGGAACUGGAACCACCCAAUACCUCGCUGUGAAGCGCUCUGCGGUGGAAAUAUAACAUCCAUGAACGGAACGAUUUACUCUCCCGGACACCCUGCCGAGUAUCCACACUUCCAGGAUUGCAUGUGGACCGUCAGAGUACCUCCAGGUUAUGGCAUCUACAUAAACUUCUCUGUUAUUAAUACGGAACCAAUCUACGACUACAUCACUGUUUGCCAUGUGCCAACAAUGGUCCUCUUGCUGUCUGCAGCUGUGUCGUGCGGCGUGCCCACGGCGCCAGUGAACGGAGGUGUGCUUGCUGCUGAUUACUCCGUCGGCACACGGGUGACCUACUUCUGCAACAGUGGCUACCGGCUCUCCUCCAAAGAACUGACGACCACAGUCUGCCAGCCAGACGGCACCUGGAGCAAUCACAACAAGAUACCUCGGUGCAUCGUGAUGACGUGUCCCAGUCUUAGCUCCUUCUCUCUGGACCACGGUCGGUGGAGGAUAGUCAAUGGGUCGCACAACGAGUUUGGGACUAAAAUAAUCUUCACAUGCAACCCCGGAUACUAUCGUGUCGGCCCGGCUCACAUCCAGUGCCUGGCCAAUGGAGUGUGGAGCUGGAGAAACGAGAGGCCGAGAUGCAGAAUCCUUUCCUGCGGCGAUCUUCCUACGCCUCCGAAUGGGAAGAAAAUCGGGACUCAAACUACCUUCGGAGCAUCGGGUAUUUUCAGCUGUAACCUUGGCUACGUUCUAACUGGGUCUACUGUCAGAGAGUGUCUCCUGUCGGGCCUUUGGAGCGGGAUGGAGACCCGCUGCUUGGCUGGUCACUGCGGCGUUCCAGAGCUAAUUGUGAACGGGCAGGUAAUCGGGGAAAACUUUGGCUACAGAGACACGGUGGUCUACCAAUGCAACCCUGGGUUUAGACUCAUUGGGUCCUCCGUACGGAUCUGUCAGCAGGACCACACCUGGUCUGGAUUCCUCCCAGUCUGCAUCUCCGUCACAUGUGGCCACCCUGGCAGCCCCAUCUAUGGCCGUACCACAGGCGAUGGCUUCAACUACAAUGAUGUUGUGCGCUUCUCCUGCAACAAAGGCUACACCCUGGAGGGGCCCUCCACUGCUCAGUGCCAGGCCAACCGCCAAUGGAGCCAGCAGCCUCCGACAUGCAGAGUGGUUAACUGCACAGAUCCAGGUAUUCCUGCCAACUCCAUCCGGGAGAGUAAGAUUGAACAUGGGAACUUCACAUUCGGCAGCGUGGUGUUCUAUGACUGUAACCCCGGACAUUAUCUGUUCGGCUCAUCGGUGCUGAGCUGCCAACCAAUGGGCCACUGGGACAAACCUCUUCCAGAGUGCAUCGAGGUGGACUGCGGCCACCCAGGCACCCCGCCUCACACGCUAAUGACUGGAGACAAGUUUACAUUUGGAUCCACCACGCGUUACUCCUGUCUCGGAGACCAUCAACUUAUCGGAGAAUCAUCACUCACCUGUCAGCUGAAUGGUCACUGGAGCAGUCCGCUGCCUCACUGCUCAGGAGACACUUCGGGUACCUGUGGGGAUCCUGGCACGCCUGCCCAUGCCAGCAGGGAAGUGAUGGGCAACUUCAAAGUGCGCAGCAAGGUGCGCUUCACCUGUGCAGUGGGACACACAUUGUAUGGCUCAGCAGAGAGGAUCUGCUUCCCCAACGGGACAUGGUCGGGCAAACAGCCAUUUUGCAAGCCCAUGCAGUGCGGGAACCCAGGUACCCCUGCUCAUGGACGCAUUUCCCGUGUGGACGGCACAACGUUCUCCCACUCCAUUGUGUAUUCGUGUACGGAAGGAUAUUUCCUCAUGGGUUCGCCAACACGUCAAUGUCUAGCAAAUGGGACCUGGUCUGGCUCCGCUCCAAAUUGCACAAUGAUCACCUGCGGUGAGCCUGGGAUUCCAGCGAAUGGACUCAGAUUUGGUGAUGACAUCACUGUGGGCCAGAAUGUGACGUUCAUGUGCCAACCAGGGUAUGUGAUGGUUGGAGGAGAAAGCAUUGUCAGUAGGACUUGCACCAACAAUGGAACCUGGAGCGGAGCCAUGCCAAUGUGUCAAGUGGUGACAUGUCCCACGCCACCCUCCAUACCUAACGGCCUCCUGGAGGGUUCAGUCCUGGAGUGGGGGGCCAGUGUGAGCUAUAGCUGUCUGCCCGGCUACGAGCUCUCCUUCCCUGCUGUGCUUACCUGCACAGGCAACGGGACGUGGAGCGGAGACCUGCCUCAGUGCUUGCCCAAGUUCUGUGGAGAUCCAGGUGUGCCCGCCAGAGGACGGAGAGAAGGACGUAGCUUCAUCUUCAAGUCGGAAGUUACAUUUACCUGCAGCGCCCCCUACAUGCUGGUAGGCUCAGCGACACGCCUGUGUCAGGAUGACAGCACUUGGAGUGGGUCUCAGCCUCGAUGCAUAGAGCCCACGAGAACUGCAUGUGAGAAUCCAGGAACACCUGAGCAUGGGUUCAUGAAUUACACCACAGGCUUCAAGGUGGGCAGCAGAGUAGACUUCCAGUGCCAGCAGGGACACAUUCUGCAGGGCUCCACCACCAGGCUGUGUCUGCCCGAUCUCACCUGGACUGGUGUCCAGCCUGCCUGUAUCUCUCACUCCUGCAAGCAGCCGAAGAGCCCAGCCAAUGCUGACGUUAUGGGUCUGGACCUGCCCUCCUACGGUUACACCCUGGUGUACACCUGUCAGCCGGGUUAUUUCCUCUCCGGGGGUUCGGAGCAUCGUGUCUGCCGCUCUGACGGCAGCUGGACUGGCAAGGUGCCUGUAUGCAGAGUCGGAUCAAAGUCACAUGAGAAAAUUGUCAAACACGUCCCAGGGACACCAAGCCCCAAGCUGAAAGUUCCUGACGAUGUGUUUGCUCCUGAUUUCAUCUGGAAAGGCUCCUAUGACUACAAGGGCCAGAAGCAGCCGAUGAGUCUGACCGUCACAAGCUUUAACGCCACAAGUGGAAAAGUCAAUGUAACUUUAACAGACAGUAGCAUGGAGUUUCUGCUCUCUGGAGUCUACAAACGUCAGGAGGCCCGGUUGAUGCUCUUGCUGUACCAAAUGAGAGCGCUAGCCUACAGCUCCUUAAACAGGAUUACUGAGGAGAACUGGACAAUGGAUGGAUUUGUUUCUGCUGAGCCUGAGGGGGGGAGCUACGUGUUCCAGGGCUUCAUUCAGGGCAAAGACUUUGGACAGUUUGGACUGCAGCGACUUGGCUUGACUCUGAGAGAGAACGUGACCCUCCCGGACCCCGAACCCAACGGUUCCACCAACAGCAGCUCCGUUGCUGUUGCUAUUCUUGUGCCUUUCUUCGCCCUCAUCUUUGCAGGCCUCGGCUUUUAUCUCUACAAGCAGAGAAAAACAGAUAAAGCGCAGUACACGGGAUGUUCUGUCCACGAGAACAACAACGGGCAGGCGACGUUCGAGAACCCCAUGUACAACACAAACACGAAAGCUGCUGAGGGGAAAGUGGUGCGCUUCGACCCCAACCUCAACACUAUCUGCACCAUGGUUUGAUGUCCGCUGCUCGUCUCGCAACACGAGCGAGGAGACAACUUGUUAAAUUUUACGCCGCAACGUAGAGGCUGAUUUCCUCACGCCCUGCUGAUUUGCAGCAAAGACGCAGUUUUGCUCAAAACAUAAAGCACACUUUCAGCAACAAUUAUAAAUGUUGCAAAUAUCUGCAUUCAUAACAUGAAAUAUG